AAGCGAGAGAGUUUGGUUAACCUAGAAACAAUUCCAAUCCCCGGGGAGGGUUCGACGAACAUAAGCCUAUACUCGGCUUCUCCCUCGUUCUGGCUCGAAACCCUCGACCAUUAAGGGCUGCUAGAUGCAGUUCUUCGAUGAUGGAAGAAGUAUCAUGCAUCCAAGUUUACCCCUUAAUCAUCGUCCGCGUUAUUUAUUCUUACCUGAUCUGGAGUGAAUAAGUAGCAGAGUUAAAAUCGAGUUGAAAACGACCGUGCAUCGGGCAUUCGGGGAGUCCGAUAAUCUCGUUUCCCUUCGGGCAGUUCGCCAAGUUACAUACAUGCUAUCAAUGGAUGAUUAUAGACUUCACUACGAGCUUCAACUUAUGUGGUGAAUAAGAUUAAUCUCCUUAUGUGUUUUCUCGAAGAAAGUUGCAAUGUCAAGCUCGUUUAUAGUAAGGUUGUCAUCGGGUCGAAUAAGAUCAGUAUUAUGCUCGGCUCACCCCAAAUAGGAAUCCUCAUCUAACUCAUAGGCCUUCCUCGGUCUACCAAGGUCUAGAUCAUAUUUUUUUCUUGUUAAGAGCUACCUUUCUAGGAAAAUGUUGGACAAGAAGGAAAGAAACACGCCUUUUCGUGAUCAUCGUCUGAAUUUCAGUUCCGCUGGUCCUGGUGCUCAUUUGCAGAAUACUGAUUUCACACCCAGUUAUUUUAUCAACAUGAAUACUCUUGAAGAGACAUCAACGAAAAAAAUUUUUAUGAAUUUGGAUGGUAAAAAUUAUCCAUGUGUUUCUUCAGUACUUUCUGGAAAUAAUCAGUAUUACGAUAAGGAUAAUUUUUUCUUAGGGCGGCUGGCAGAGUAUGAAAAAUUCAAUGAGGUGCUGUUUUCUAAUCCAAGGCAACCCUACUUUCAGCAGAAUAAAUCUUCCCUUUUUCGUGAAAUUUACAUGGAAGAAGUUUCCAAUUUUGGAGAAGUUGAUCACAUUGGAUGUGCCAGACAAGCGAGUGGAUUCCCUUCAGAAUAUAGCUGUGAUCUGUUAAGGACUUUAUUGCAUUCCCAAGAUAAACAGCAGUGUAGCAUGGUCAGUAGUUUUGAGGAAACUUGUUUGGGUAAGGAGAAGCUGAAGAACAAUGCGUAUACUUCGAAGGAACUUGAAAACAUUUAUUUGGGAAAACAGUAUGAACCCACCAUCGAACUUAAUAAUAGAUCUCUAGUGGAGAGAAAUUCAUGUGUAAAUGCUACCUCAAAUAGUGAAAGACUUGCUGAGAUUGGUGAUGAGGUCUCUGCUGACAUGUAUGAACAGAACAAGCCUACAAAUAGGGGAGUAUCCCCAGUAAUUUCUGAAAAAAUCUGGGGUGGGUCACUCAAGCUCAACACUUCCACCACAGUGUCUGCAGUUGCCUUCUUCAAGAGUGGUGAGAAAGUUCAAGAUCUCAAUUGGCCUGCCCAUAUAGAAAUUAAAGGAAAAGUAAGAAUGCAAGCAUUUGAAAAAUUUAUUCAGGAGCUUCCUCGUUCUCGGAACCGAGCAUUGAUGGUAAUAUCCCUUUGUUGGAAGGUUGGAUCUUGUAGAAGUGGUCUCUCAGGCAUGAUGGAGGUUGCAAAGGGUUAUAGGGAAACUGAGAAGGUUGGGUUUGCACAAAUUCCUCCAGGCAUUGAUCUUUAUAUAUGCCCUCGCAGUGACGCCAUAAUAACCAUACUCGCUAAGUAUGGUUUUUUCAAGGGAAUGGCUGCAGUUGAAGAAGAUCAGGAUUCAUUAAUUGGUUGUGUUGUAUGGCGUAGAAGUCAACCAUCCACAAACUAUGUCUCUAAAGAUACAAUGGAGAAGAAAACUCUCCUAGAAGAGCAGCCCCUCAAUUCAACUGGACUAUCCAAUCAAGGAUUGAAUUCAUCAGCCAUGGAAGCACAUGAAUGCGCAAAGAAACAAGUUGUGCCAAGUGAAACGGAAUUGAAAGCUGCUUUGGACCUGCCUGGUUUGGAGGCUGGCACAGCCACUGCUCUUAGUGAUACAACAUCCAUGAUUAUUGAAAACAAAGCUGCAGUUUCUAGUAGCAAUUCAUAUUUCGGCAGUUUUCAAUGUAGUGCUGUCCAAACAAUAACAUCUUCAGUCCCAUACAGUUGUCCACUAGUUCCAGCUCAGCAGAAAACUUCUGAGAAGCCUUCUUUGAACUUGUUGCAGGAGAAUAUGCAGCCAGCAGACAUUAAUCCUCUCCAACAAAAUUCAGGAACAAAUGAAGUAGUUCUGGUUUCAGACAAAUCUUCACAAUGCGUUUCACCAACUCAAAUGACUCCUGUAUUUAUGCUGGGAAAUUCUCCAUCAAGUAGUGUGUCACAAAGCCUUGGAAACUUUGGCUUUGGUCCAGCUCCAAGGCCCAGGCCUUUAGUCCCCGUAAAUUCCUCAAAUUUUCAGUUUCAGCCACAACUGGCGCAGAAGACUGAUUCUAGUGCUGGAAAUGAUUCAAACUGUGCUGGAGAAAAUCUUGCACCAAGCCUUCAAGCAUCACAGCCUGCUCUUCCAGGGCCACCUCCUUUACCGCUUGAGCUCCUGCAUGGACUUCUCAAGUCAAAUGAAAAUGUACCUCAGGCUAUUAUUAAAGGAGGAAAGCUUCAAGAUGAGAUUCAUACCAUGCAUCAUAUGGUAACGAGAGGGCUUGCAGAUGUUUUGGAGACAAGAGCACCUCCUCUUCUUCAAAUUCAGGAAACUUGUGAUGCGUCCAAUGGUGAUGGAAAAGAAGAAGAAGAAGCUGAUGAUGACGACCUCCCAGAAUUUGACUUCAGCUCUGCUUGCGGAGAACCAGAAGGCCCCACUAACCGAUUUCCUGGAUGGACUCAGCAAACUCGUUUCCCUAAUGCACCUCCACUAACUGGAAAACCCUCAUUUGAAGCACCAUGGAGCGCAGGUGAUCCCGCUUUAUUAGCUACAAGGACAGAGUCCUAUAGACCUAUGCCUUCACCUUUACCCAGCAAAUUAUUACAUUCCAAUGAGGGAUUACCCCAUGCCAAAAACUUUGGGAAGUUCAUCACUGACAAGACACUUUCAACUGAGGAUUAUCAGUUCAAAAGCCAUUCAAGCUGCCUUAAAGAAACAAAGGAAACGGGUAACAAUACGAGGAAUGGUUUUGGUUUCAAACGCAAAAGCAUCUGGGAUGACGACGAUGAUGACAUGCCAGAAUGGUGUCCCCCAGACCUAGAGCUUCCCAAGCAGCCACUGCCUAGUGCAACCACUAGUGCAAGGCUGCUGUCAGGAAGACCCCUCCCUCCUCCAGACACAACAGCACCAAUAUCAUUCCAUCCUUGUCAAAACCAUGAUUUACAGCAAAAAUAUCAGCCCGGAUUGCUUGGGCCAUGCCCAUGCCCUAUCUCAGAUGCUCCAGCUGGUGGACCAGCGCAGACAAAACCUUUAGGUGAAUUUGAACGGUUUAGUAAUCCUUCUAAGCCUCUUUUGGACUCUCAUCACAGAGAUUCAUUAAGGCCUCGCACCAGUAAAUUUAAUAGAAAGCCACCUCCUUAUGCAGCUGAUGGCAAGCGGCGUCGACGCUAAGCCUCAAGUUCAGACCCUCUGAUUGUUUUGUCUUGGUUUUCUACUUCAUUAUGUGAUAAAGGUUGAGAUCAAUCUGUCACUUUCUUAUUUUCACUGUAACCACUAAACUGGCAUUUUCUUAUUUGCAGUAAUAGUGUGUGCUUUCUUCAAUAGAAUGAUGCCAUGUAAAUAUAACCGUUAGACCAACUUCUCUUACUUGUGCAAACGCUAUACAUGAAACUCCUACUUCUCUUUGUUUUGGUGAAAUUUGGUGGCCUAAAAGUGGUUGAAAGAAUUAUGCAGGGAAGAUUGGGAGCGCUGAGAGAAUUCUUAAGAGUGAUAUGAGAGACAAAAAGGCCGGACAAAUAUCUCAGAACAACUAAAGAAGGUCCUUCAUGUCAAAAAAUUAUUUAUGUUAAGUAACUUUGAAGUUCUAGCCACUCCGUGUCGACUGCCAAAUCCUUUACAUUGCUUGAUUGUAGUAGAUGGAGGGUCAAAGGAAUUCAAUUGAAGAUAUUCAGUUGAUUUUUUUUUGUCACUAGUUUCAUGAGGGUGCA
Molecule: messenger RNA, 4050 nt
Organism: Phalaenopsis equestris
Lineage: Eukaryota; Viridiplantae; Streptophyta; Magnoliopsida; Asparagales; Orchidaceae
Exons: 7
Coding region: 578-3514 (978 amino acids)
Biological process (GO): DNA-templated transcription
Cellular component (GO): nucleus
Source: RefSeq, a predicted model, not a curated record